AUGCUCAAAACUAACUUAAUUCGAGGCUCUAUAGAAUCAAUGACCCUAGCGGAUUCCGUCUCUGACAUUGAUAAAUCGUUCAUCGAAGAAAUGCGUCCGAAGAUGUUGCUCACAUGGCACGAUGUCUCAGUAGCGGACGAAAAAGAGGCUGAAAGCAUUGAAAAAGGAGGACUUUUCCGGUCUUGUUGCACCAAAAAAGUCAGUGAUAUCGAGAGAUUAUCAGUGGAAAAGCGGAUUUUGGAUAAUGUCUUCGGAUUGGCUCGUCCCGGCGAAGUGACGGCUAUCAUCGGACCAAGUGGUGCCGGAAAAACCACACUGCUCAAUGUGCUCACAAAACGAAAUUUAGCGAAUUUGAAGACGAGUGGAAGUGUUAAGGUCCAAAAUAUGUCUGAAAUGGAUCAAAAUGUGUCUAAACGGCUCCGUCUGAAUUGGCGGGAAAUUCAAAUUUUUCAUAUAAUUCAAAGAAUUUAUUGGAAAAAAUGA
Caenorhabditis briggsae is the source of this 483-nucleotide messenger RNA. Gene Ontology annotation, cellular component: plasma membrane. The record is from RefSeq and is a predicted model, not a curated record. NCBI's taxonomy places the organism in Eukaryota, Metazoa, Nematoda, Chromadorea, Rhabditida, Rhabditidae. Gene Ontology annotation, molecular function: ATP binding; ATP hydrolysis activity. Bases 1 to 483 code for a protein of 160 amino acids. The transcript has 5 exons.